AUGGUCAUCAUCACACUUCAGACCUUUUCUGGCAUGUGGAUCAAUGCUUUCAUUGUGGCUGUGUUUUGUGUUACCUGGGUUAAAAAGAAAAGCUUUAACUCCAAUGAGAAGAUCUUGCUCUUUCUGGGAUGUUCCAGGUUUUGGUUUUUGUGUGUGACAUGGGCAUAUACCAUUACUUCAACGAUAUUUCACUGGCAAAUUUAUAUCAGCGGGGUAACCCAAAUAUUUGCACCUCUUCUGUGCUUUUCAAAUUCUUCCAGCUUGUGGGUUUCUACCUGCCUGUAUGUUUUUUAUUGUGUAAAAAUCGCGAAUUUCAGACACGUCUUUUUCAUCUACCUGAAAGUAAAAAUUGACAGGAUUGUGCCGUGGCUGCUGGUGGGUUCUAUGAUUUUGUCCCUGGUCAUGUGUAGCCCUGUCUUUGACAUUACCAAUGAAGUGAGCUGUUGCAACCUCAAUUCCACCUCCCUAGGAUAUUCCAGGAAACUGAAUGAGAAAACGAACAAACAAUAUUCCUCUCUUUUUUAUAUCUGCGGCUUUGGGUUUUCCAUAGCAUUCAUGAUAGUCAUCUUCUCUGCCCUUCUCCUCCUCUUUUCUCUCUGGAGACACAAACGCAAUAUGCAGACAAGCUCAGCAAAGAAUCUCAGCAUGGAUGCCCACAUCAAAGCCAUGAAAUCUCUUCUGUCCUUCUUCUUCAUCUACGGCAUCAACUUUGUAUGUUUGAUCAUGACAAUGAUUUAUACUAGUCGGGAGAGAAAUCCUGUGACGUAUCUCUUUUUAGUACUCCAGUAUGCUUUUCCGGCUUUUCAUUCCCUUAUUCUGAUUUUCAGCAGCCCCAAACUGGAAAAGACAGUGCUGAGGAUUCUGCCCUGUGUGAAGUGCAAGCUUUGCAUAAGGUAG
Cygnus atratus (black swan) is the source of this 897-nucleotide messenger RNA. RefSeq names its product taste receptor type 2 member 40-like. Gene Ontology annotation, cellular component: membrane. Lineage: Eukaryota; Metazoa; Chordata; Aves; Anseriformes; Anatidae. Gene Ontology annotation, molecular function: G protein-coupled receptor activity; bitter taste receptor activity. Bases 1 to 897 code for a protein of 298 amino acids. The transcript has a single exon. The record is from RefSeq and is a predicted model, not a curated record. Gene Ontology annotation, biological process: detection of chemical stimulus involved in sensory perception of bitter taste; sensory perception of taste; G protein-coupled receptor signaling pathway.